AUGCCCCGUUCCUCUUACCAGGCAUCGAAGCUGGAGCGCAUUGUCGCCGAGGCCUCGGACCUCAUCAGGCAAACAGGCCACUUCUACGACCGAUACUCAGAGACACACAAGAACGCCGGCGGCGACAAGAACGGCGACGACAAAGCUUCCGAGAAAAUUCCCGGAGGCAACAGCAGCCUCCUCGGAAACGAUGCCACCGCCGGGCGGCAUCAGAACCGCGGAGUGGCAACUGCUGCAGGCCAAUCAGAUCGCUGCGAAGGUCGGCAUCGCGCCGCGAGUGCAGGAGCGGCGAUGGAACGAUCGUUCGGCGCCAACGGCUCCAGUCCGGGCAACCCGCCCCCCGGUGUCUUCUCGCCGCAGCAACUCUCCGCCGGGGGUCAUCAGCCCUGGCGAGGCCGAGAAGAUUCUGGGAAUUGUUUGGACCGAACCUUGGAGCACCGGCACGGCGUGGGGGCGGGGCCUGCCUUGAGGGAGCUGGAUCGGGCGUGUUACUCCUUGCUCGAGUCGAAUGCGCAGCUGUGCCUCAGGCUUCAGGGGCUUGGGCUGGAGUACGCUGGGCUCAGCCGGCAGCUACUGGCCUCGGGGGCCAAGGAGGUGUUGGUCUGGGUGAAUCUGUCAUCGAGCUGCUGUGCGGCUUCCUUCCCCAGCAAGAGCCCCUCGACGUCGCUGACCUCCAAGACGGAGCUAGCGUCGUCGCGCCCGUCGAAUACCAUCACCGAGGUCGAAGCACUGGCCAUCGCGCGGAGCGCCGUCACGACGGCCGGAGCCAAGAGCGGCACAGCGCCGCCGCCGCCGCCGCUGCCGCCGCCCCCGCCGGCACCGCGAGAAGAGACGAUAAAAGUCGGCGACAUCGGCUUCUUCGCCGGAGGGCCGGAGAGAGCCCCCCGUUCCCCCCGAGAGAUGCUCCGAUUGCGAAGGGAGAAGGAAGAGUAGAAAGGUGCGAUACUGGUGCUGCCGCUGCUGCCGGGGGCGGCGUCAAAGAACCAGGGCGUCGGUACGCGAAUCGGUACGCGGAUCGUUCCCCGGAUGGGACUGAUGUUCAUCGUCUUUGUGCCUCUUCACGAAGAUCCGUCGCCCGAGGGAUGGACUCGAGCCACCACGCCCACCACCACCUCAACAGGAGAAGCGGCGGGUUUUCCAGGGAACCGUCGGUGGAACGGCGGCGUGUGCGUCCUUCUGAGGACCGUUCGUACUAGUCAACCCAUAGAUAACGAACAGCAGAUUCAGCCUUAUGCAUAGCAGCGGCGGUGUCUCUGUCUCCCCCAUCACAAACAAUGACACCGACGUACGUACCUGUUCCGGGUCGCCACACACUCCGUGCCACUUCGCUAUCUCUUUCGUCUCGAGGUAGUUCCCGAUGUCCGCGAAGUGGUCUUGCCGCCGAACGGGAUGGCAGUGAGAACCGUUCCGCGGACCCUUCCAGGGUCGCUUUGGCCUCGGCCGGGAAACGUCAAAGUUUGUCGCCUGCACUUAGGAAGCUGCAGUUUUUGCCCAGACUGGGGUUCUUGAAUCCUUAAAUAGUGUGAAGCUACGAAUGGCCUCAAAAACGUUUUUGUUAGUGUAGGGGGUUCUUAACCGCAGGCGCUUGAAUUCUUAGAUUUUGAGUUUGUCGAGACCAAUUUCUCACUGCUAAGUUUCAGUGUUCUUCCGUGCGGGCGCUGUUUUGUAUCAAUAUUCUGAAGGCAGCCUCAUCACGAAUCGGUCGGUAGAAUCUCCGUCGGAGAUUCCCAGUUUUCCAGUACGUUAACCGGCCCACAAAGUAGCCCGCGCAAGGGGUGGCUACCCCCUCUCGAAGAUGAUUGCAGAUCAGAUGAGGCAGAGAGAUCGAGACCCGGACAGCUGAGACAGGCGGCGGGAGAUAGUGUGGACGUUGUGGACGUCGCGAGCGAGCCGCGAGC
This is a messenger RNA of Ectocarpus sp. CCAP 1310/34, 1898 nucleotides long. NCBI's taxonomy places the organism in Eukaryota, Phaeophyceae, Ectocarpales, Ectocarpaceae. The record is from the annotation of a GenBank genome assembly.